CCCCCCUCAACCCUCGGCCUUGACUUGCCUCUUCAUCGGACAAUCACCGUGUGCUACUCUCGGCCUAGCUAUCCCGAAAACCCACCACGCGUGUCAUUCGCCUAGUGCGCGUCAUGGUCGAUCCUUGAUAGAGGGGGACUAUCUCGCUAUAGCAAAAUGCCGAACACUGCAGCAGCACCUCCCGCUCUGCUGCCCCCUUCCUCCAAUCAGGGCCCAAGCGGCACUGAUAAAGACCUGAGUCCGGGAGAGUACUCGUCCGGUAUUGACUCGGAUAAUGAGCUCCUUGGCCCCAAUGGCUCGCGAGCUUUGAAACGAAAACGGCCCCUCACCGUCUCGUGUGAACUAUGCAAGCAGAGAAAGGUCAAAUGUGAUCGAGUACAGCCCAGCUGUGGCUGGUGUAAUCGCAAUGGACAGAUGUGUGAGUACAAGGAGCGGAAGAAGCCUGGUCUGCGAGCUGGCUAUGGAAAGGAGCUAGAGCAGCGACUUGACAGAUUGGAGGAAAUCAUCCAGUCGCAAGCCCGUCUCAUUGAGAUGCAUGUCCUACAGAGUCGACCUCCAAUUGGGCAUGAGAUGGCGCCGACUGGCUCAUUCUCCUACAGCUCCCCAUCGGAACCCUCGGCUGUUCACGGUCCCAGUCCCCGCGCCGCACUUUACUUCAAUGAUCCCGCUUCCUCGGUGACCAUACCCUCUCGUCGAGCAGAUGUUUCGAUUACCAGUCCGUCAGAUACCUCAGUGAAGAACUUGGUUCAAAAGAGCCUCCAAAAUGGAGGAUCAGCACCUUCUAUGAGCUCGUUACCGUCUGCCCACAACGCACAAACAAAUAACGACUAUACUGGGAAUGAAUCCUCAUUGGAAGUCCCCGUCAAUCUCUUUGGCAAUCAAGAGCAGUCAUUAGCAGAUCCCGGGUUAGAUCUGCCACCAUAUGAUCUGCUUUAUGCGCUGGUCGAUCUGUAUUUUGAGCACAUCAACACCUGGUGCCCAAUUCUCCAUCGUCGGUCGACACUAGACACUUUCUUCGGCCCGUCUCCGCUGGAGGAGGCAGAUCGAAUGGUUUUGUAUGCCAUCGUGGCAACAACCUUGCGCUUUUCUUCAGAUUCCCGACUCAACGAUCAGAAUCGGAAACGUUAUCACGACUCCUCGAAACAGAAGGUUCUUCUCUAUGGCUUGGAGAAUUCAUCUGUGAGAGCUUUGCAAGCCCUCGUUAUAUUGGCAAUAGACUUGGUUGGAUCAUCUAAUGGUCCUCCGGGUUGGAAGCUGCUUGCUCUGAUUACAAGAUCCGUGGUCCAGCUGGGAUUGGCUGUAGAGUCCAAGUCGUCGUUGAUCGCUCCCGUGUACCCUUCCAUCUAUACAUUGAGAGCAGUGACACUCUCAGAACCUGACUCCUGGAUUGAGGAUGAAAGCCGACGGCGCUUGUUCUGGAUGGUUUAUUUGCUGGACCGAUAUUCAACGAUCGCUACUGCUUUCAACUUUGCACUCGACGAUAAGGACAUCGACCGCAAGCUUCCCUGUAAGGAAGAAUUUUUCAUGAAGAACCAGCCUGUCGAGACGAGACGAUUCCACUGUUCUAGUGAUCGUGCCGAUUAUCUUAGCCAUUCAGAGAAUGUUGGGUCUUUCGGACUAUACAUGGAGAUUCUCGGUAUCCUGUCCCGCAUCCAUGUGUUUUUGAAGCGGCCUGUGGAUAUUGGCUCGCUUUCCGACGUCGAGGAAUGGCAGGCUACCUACCGCAAGCUUGAUAGUGAGCUCACGUCGUGGGAGUUUAACCUGCCUGUUGAGUAUGCGUACGAGAACUCGUCGAGGCUCUUUGCCGCGGGAAAGCAGAGUCGAUCUAUUCAUAGCGACUGGGUCCAGCUCCAUGCUACGUACCAAACAGCUGUGAUCCGCUUACAUUCAUCUGCCGCGUAUCCAACUACCCGUUCGCCCAUCUUCACCCCCUCAUACAGUGCCAGUCAACGGUGCCUUUUAGCAGUCGACAACAUCCUAUCGGUGACUCGCUUCGUCGUCGAAAACAACUUGCUCGACAAACUAGGACCACCCUUUGCAUUCACCCUCUGGGUCUCAGCCCGCCUCCUCCUCGUCCACGGCUCAACGAUCGCCCACACCGUCAGCCACGACAUCCUCUUCUUCGUCGACACCCUCGCCCACAUGGGACAAUACUGGAAAGUCGCCGAACGCUACAGCAACAUCCUCCAACGUGUCUUGGACGAAUACGGCGAAUACCAACAAUCCGCCGCCACGGACGGCGAACGCUCAACACCCUCUACUGUCAAAAUCCUCGCCGACAUGCGCCGCUGUGCAUUUGACCUCGACUUCCUGAUCUCCCGUCAGCCGCGCGAGUCCCCAUCGAGCAUGAGUAACGGCGGAACCGAGGCACCCCGCCCUCAAAACCCCGCUAUUACCCCGCGAAACUUGGCUCCCAAUGAAUUGGAAUACCUCGACGUCUUUGGGUUCUUCAAUGUACCGCGUGUACCGCCUGCACGUGCACCGGAUCCGACUUCAACUAAUCACGCUGGCCCUGGCCAAUUGGAUAUGUCUGAGUCCGUGCCGAAUCCCAUGUCUAUCCAUGGACUUACGGGUACCGGCCCCGUUGCUGAUGGGAAUACGAAUGAGUUUAAUAUCACCAAUUAUUUGAUUCCCACGCCGGAGACGGAUUGGUUGUUCCGGCCAGGUGGAUGAAGCGUCUGAUUCCAUGUCCAUUAUGUGAACUCACAUGUCAAUUUGCCAUUCGUCUAUCAUUCUCAUUGCCGUAUUGAGUAUUGAGAGGGUUUGGGCAUCGGGUCUCAACCAUGCAUUCCUUCAUCAAUUUCAUCAGCAGCAAAGCCUCCUUGAAGGCUUCCCUCGCUUCAGUCUCCGGAAAGGAGAACUUUCCAGCGUCCAUGGUGGCUGGGAACGCAAGCCCAUGAUUCACGGCUUCGCGAGCUUGUUUUGAGAACGGUGCCAGAAUCGGCGAUUCGUUGCUGCCUCUCUCUCAAUUUAAAGACUAAAUACUCCGAUCUGGAAAAGAGGAGUAGUAUGAUUGAUUCGGCGUUUACUACGUCCCCAGUCAUUGGAAAGACUUCGGAAAUCUGUGAGGGCCAAAAUGUAUCUCCAUCCUGCCAAAUCUGAGUUCAAGAUGCAAUACGCGUCAUCCUACCAGGAAUAGGUGGCCAGCCCCUAGCACCGCUUGUACUGCUCACACAAAUUUAAAUUGUUAGCUUCAACGGCAUACAAUGUUCACGCCUCUCUACGUACCCAUAUGAAGACCCCAACAUAUCCAUUAUAUGCAUACAAACAGAAAAGAAAAGAAAAGACAGGAGACUCAGAUUGUAAAAUACAUAUAAGAAAACAAAAAAGAGACUGCGAGCAUCCCAUUUACAAUAAAGCAGCCCGAGGCCCGAAUCAAAAAUCGAAGCCCAAGGAGCAGACAACAGGUAUAGUGGUAUAUCCAACCAACACUUUAGUUGAGAACAUGGGCAGGCUGCGCAGUGGCACGGACAUGACGACCCAAUUUCUCCAACUCGCCAAUAAUACCGCCACCGGACAGACUCCACUUCUCGCCGACCCAGGUCUCAUUGACUUCCUCACGCAGCAAGCCGCUGCGGGCAAAGUACUCCAGGUAACCGCGGGCCUCGUCGCGGGUCAGACCACCGAGUGUCUGAAGCUCGAACUGAGGCUCCUUGCCGGUAGUAGGCUUGAACAGCUCCAGAAUGCGGGGGUCGGCACCGCUGUAAGCCUCGGGGGCAGGGUAGUCUGGGGACGAAGGGCUGACGCCGGCCUGGCGGGCGGCCAGCUGCUCCAGGGCAACAUCGAGGGUGUGGACGGCAGGGUUGUUGGAGGUGGAGGUAGCGUAGAGGACCAUACCGCCGUUCUUCAGCGAGGCCUGGCCGUUCUGUAGAAGGGAGAGGAAGUGCUUGACGAAGACGAGGUCGUGCGCGUGUACGGGACUGUAGUCGGAGGCGCGGUAGGCGCUCUCCUUCAUCCAAUGUGCGAUGCCAUCAACGGUCACCAGCAUGGGAGGACGGGGCUUGAAGUCCUUCUCCAUACCGGGGGCCGCGGCGGUGGCAGUCAGCUCCGUCCACAGAGCCUGGAAAACGGGCCAGGCAACGGCCGCAUCCUGGAAGCCGAGCUUGGCGAGAUCCUCCAGGGUGGAGGAAGCCUUCAGGGACGGCAGGGCAGAGUGUUUCUGUGAAACCUUGAGGCUAGAGAGAACCUGACGAUUGGCCUCAACGGUGCGCAUCAGAAGGGCGGAGACGGCAUUGGGCUGGAUGUAUUGGGGCGGGUUGGUGCCCUCGAUCGGGGAGUAGGUGGUAUCACCGGAUACGAGGUCUCGGGCUGUAGGAAGAGCAAAUUAGCAGCUGCAAUUGAUCAAUUGAUACCAUAGGCACAUUUUUGCAGCACUUACCAUCAGGAACUGUGACCACAACCCACUUCUUAAGGAAACCCAUGGCCAUAGCCUGCAGCAGAUGCACAGUCUUGCCAGAGCCCUUCAAACCCGUGAUAAUCUUCUUAACCACCUUGCCCUUCUCGGCGGAAUCACCCUCUCCAGAAAUCUUCUCAAACAAGCGAGCCAUCUCCAAAGUAUCCCGACGCAGAACGGUACCCGGCCGGCGGAAUAUAGACCAGCCUUGCUUAGGCUGGAAAGCCUGCACAGCUCUCAAUUGGUCCAGCAUCGGCACCGGCAGACCCAGCACGGAGCCACGCAGACGAGCAUCAACCAUAGUCUCCAAAGACAGAUCCUGCAUACCCUCAAUCUCAAGGGCAUUGGGGUUACUCAAGACAAUACGUUUCCGCAAAGCCUUGCGCUCGCCGACGGCCGGAGGACGCGCACGCUCGGUGGUCUUCUUCUUCUUUCGGCGCAGGGUCUGACCCUGACGAUACUUCACUGCCACGAUGGUACUCUUUUUCUUUGUUGGGUUGGCAUAUUGCACGGCGGAGGAGUGGAAGGAAGCGGUCGUGAUUCGGGGUGUAAUGGACUGCGGAGGGAGGAUUGCUCGAGGUGAUGGUGUUGCGCGAAGCCGCGAGAGGCAGCUCCAGCACCACGAGGAGGCCAUUGGGAUCACUCAGACACUGGCGCAGUGGCCAGUGUGGUCAAUUCGGUGCGAAAUUGGGGAGUGAAAGUUUGAGAGUAGAAUUGGCGGAUCUCGGAGUGUCGGG
Molecule: messenger RNA, 5130 nt
Organism: Penicillium brasilianum
Lineage: Eukaryota; Fungi; Ascomycota; Eurotiomycetes; Eurotiales; Aspergillaceae
Source: the annotation of a GenBank genome assembly